This is a messenger RNA of Rhineura floridana, 4634 nucleotides long. It is a transcript of the gene SEMA7A, whose product is annotated as semaphorin 7A (John Milton Hagen blood group). Gene Ontology annotation, molecular function: chemorepellent activity; semaphorin receptor binding; integrin binding. Gene Ontology annotation, cellular component: external side of plasma membrane. The record is from RefSeq and is a predicted model, not a curated record. The transcript has 14 exons. Gene Ontology annotation, biological process: negative regulation of axon extension involved in axon guidance; negative chemotaxis; neural crest cell migration. NCBI's taxonomy places the organism in Eukaryota, Metazoa, Chordata, Lepidosauria, Squamata, Rhineuridae. Bases 74 to 1993 code for a protein of 639 amino acids.
ACUUGGGUCCGAUGCUUUGGGCAAAGCUUAAGCCAAAAAAGGACUUUUUCGCGUUUGGAGAGGUAGGGGGAAAAUGGGCUUUGAGACGCGCCGAGCCGCGUUUCUGAUUGUCAUGUGGACGAGUCAGCUGCUUCCCCCCUCCGCUUCCUGUCGGAUGGCGAGUCCCAGGAUUGUCACCUCUCCGCUAGGAGAGAAAAGAUUCCAGUUUGACUCCAGCGAGAACCACAUUGUGCUUUAUCAUGAAAAAGGCACCCCUUCUGUCUAUGUGGGAGCAGUUGGCAUGCUUUACUACUACAACUUUGAGAACUCCACCAACUAUGCGGUGUCUUUUGGUACAGAGGGAACGCUGUCUAGCUGCAGAAAACGUAAGGAUGCCAAGAACUAUCUCACACUCCUGGAAAAAUAUGAGGGCAAGCUGUUGAUCUGUGGCACUAACGCUUGCAAUCCUACCUGCUGGAAUUGGGUAGAUGGGAAGAAGGAGCCAGGGAUCAAUGCCCAGGGCCUGGCUCCCUUUGGCCUUGAUCAAAAUGACCUUGUCCUUAUUGAUGGUAAGGACAUCUACUCUACCAUCAAGAAGCACCAGUACAAUGGGCGGAUUCCUCGUUUCCGUCGGAUUCGUGGGUCUGCAGAGCUGUACACUAGUGACACAGUGAUGAAUAAGCCUCAGUUUGUGAAAGCUGCUGUCAUAAAGCAAAAUGAGGCAUACAAUGAUAAAAUCUACUACUUCUUCCGAGAGGAGAACCCGGAAUGGCCAAAGAAUGCAGCGGCCCCGACGAGCGUGUCCAGGGUGGCUCAGCUGUGCAAGGGAGACCAAGGAGGCAGCGGCUCCCUCUCUGGUGCCAAGUGGACAACCUUCUUGAAGGCCACCUUGCUGUGUGUGGACUCUGCCACUGACCGGCACUUUAACCGGCUGCAGGAUGUCUUCAUUGUGGAGGCUGCUGAUUGGCCGGAGACGAGAGUCUAUGGGCUCUUCCUGAAUGAGUGGGGAUAUGCUGCAGUCUGUGUCUAUACUGUCGGCGACAUUGACAAAGUCUUCCGAACAUCACCGCUCAAAGGCUACAAUGGCCAGCUCCCCACUGUGAGGCCUGGGCAGUGUCAAGAAGGAGAACAGCUGACUCCACCCGAGACCUUCAAAGUGGCUGACAGCCACCCUGAGGUGGCACACAAAGUGAAGCAAGAUGCCAUCUUAUUCCACAGCAAGCAUCGCUACCAGCAAAUUGGGGUCCACCAAGUCCAGGUGGCAGAUAAAAACACCUACACUGUUCUCUAUUUGGCCACAGACAAAGGAACCAUCCACAAGGUUGCAGUGUUACCAAUGGGGACCAUGAAUGUCCUGGAGAUCCAGCCUUUCAGAUCUUUUGCUGACAUCCGGUCCAUGACUUUGGACAAUGAAAGAAAUGAGCUAUAUGUAGCCUCUGUGAGUGAGGUGGUUCAGCUCCCCAUGGCCAUGUGUGGGGCAUAUAAGGACAACUGUGAGAGCUGCAUGCUGGCGAGAGAUCCUAGCUGUGGGUGGAUCAAUGGGAAAUGCACUUCUGUUUAUGACCAUGGAAAUGGAACACUGUUACAGGCUCUAACCCAUGAUGUUUUUUUGGAUGUUUGUGCCUCUUCAAACCACGGCAGCACAAAAGGUGAUUACACUGAGCCCUGUAAGAACAUCACUGUGGUCCCAUCGUCCCGCUAUUAUCUGAACUGCUCCAUUGAAUCCCACCAUGCCAAUUACACUUGGCUGCAUCAUAAUCGCAACAUUGCACAUUGUGGCUCUGGUCAUCGCCAUUGCAUACACUUCAUAGGCAACAUGACUGAUGAACUCUAUGGCACCUAUUCCUGCAUUUCCCAAGAGGAUUCGUUUAACCAGACACUUGUGACUGAGUGCCUGAUAAAUCCCUUUGAGGAGACGACAACGACGUUGUUCAGGGCCUGGGCCACCAAAGCAUCCUUCUCAUUCUGGCUAGGACUAUUUCAUAUGAUAGUAGUCUUGUUGCUCAUCCAGUAAAGACUUGGCCCUUCUGACUGCCGACAAGCAUGAAUGAUCACACUGUGCCUCUUUUUAGUGUGUCUUCUUCCAUCUCAGAAGGUGGCCCUUUGGUAGAUAUGAUUCUUCACUUGGCUUAGAGGCUACCUAUUCCCAGUUGCCUAGAGAAGUGGCAGUCCAGUGAUCCCUAGUUGAUAGCAGAAUGGAGAUGAGAAGAGAGGUUAUAGAUAAGCAAUGGUAUCCAAAAAGACUCCUGGGCAGGGACAUUGGUAGAACCAUCAAAAUAUAAACCUGACUACUAAAGAAGUAGAAACAUUGAAAACAACAAGGCAUGGACUAGCCAUUGGGGCAGAGGGAAUGGCUGAGGUGGGAGAGAAGGACCUUUGAAGGUCCAUGUCAGGUUCCAGAUAGUUGGGUUCCAGGAUAUGGUAGAAUUGUCUGUCUGCCCAUGUGGGCCAGACAGUUGGUACAUGGUUGAAAACAGGCAGAAAACAAGGUCCGGAGGACAAACAAGGAUCUAAGGGAAGCAGUAAGGUCAGAAACACGCAUCAAGAUCCAACACAGAGCCUACAUGCUAAAUAUAAGACUCUUCAAACUGGGGAGCAAACUUUGAGGCUAGGGCUUUAUUAGACUUGGUGGCUGACCUUUUAGUCAUGCAUGGUGUGUGUGUCUAUAUAUACACACACAUACUGGAACCCCCAUCAUCACAUAUACACACAUACUGUGCUUUGCUUGUCCACAUGGCAAAUGUGGCGAACUGGUUGGCACAAGUCCCAGUCUCCAUUUGACAUGGCUGUCAUUUUGAAAGCAAGGGCACAUACUCAGGAUCUCUUAACACUUAUAAGGCAUAAUUAAGCAAUCCUCUAUGCAAAGAAGCAUCUUGUAGGACCAGACAUACCCCCACAUGAAGAUUUGCAAGGAUCACUGCUAGCAUUAGAUGAUCCAAACUGAUCAGCAGACCACCACCUCUCCACCCUGGUCUACCCAGCCCACUCACAGAUUGGCUUGGUUCUAUGCUUGUCCACAUGUGCCAAUCCGUUCGCCACAUUUGCCAAGUCCCCACAGUGCAGUGUGUUGGUGUGAUGCUGAUUCUUCUGCUUCCCAUCAUGCAUUAGAGCAGGAACCGAUUAUACUUCGUGUGCAAUUAGGUCACAGAUGGUCGGAAAUCUCUUGUGUUAUUUUAGUGGAUGAAGGAUAUGUAUGUAUUUAUUUAUUGUGUCUUCUUAAUUAAACAAAUUCUGGUCAACUCUUUUUUUGGGGAAAAAGGUCACUGCAACUUAUAGGCAAAGAAGAUGGAAACCUUUUCCAGAGAAUAAAACACAUAAAUAAAGCACAUCCUGAAACCAAAACAGAAGUCAUUGGCUGCAAUCUAGUAACUAUGUUGCAUGCCCAACACCAUUCAAAGCCUUUGAAAACAAAGUCCUUUUGUUUGCCUUUCUCAAAGCCAGUAAGGGUGUGUAUGUAUAGAUGAAAUGAAGGGAGAUCAAAAUGGGUUCACAAGGCUUUUAUGUUUAUAUAUGUGCUUGUGAACAUACCAGCAAAUUGAACGCUGGUAUAUUGUCUUAUUCCUCUUUGGGAAAGGAUGACCCAUUCAUGGUAGAGCAUGUAUGUUGCAUGCAGAAGGUCCCACGUUCAAUCCUGGCAUCUCUAGGUAGCGCUGGAAAAAAGAUUCCUGCCUGAAACUUUAGAAAGCUAUUGACAGUGUGUGUAGACCAGGUGUGGAGAAGCUCUGACCCUCCAGAUGCUGUUGGACUCCAACUCCCAUCAGCCCCAGCUACCAUGGCCAGUGAUCAGGGAUAAUGGGAGCUGUAGUCCAGCAAUAGCUGGAGGGCCAAAGGUUCCCCAUCCCUGGUGUAGACAAUAAUGAGCUAAGUGGACCAGCAGUUUGAUUUCAGUAUGAGGCACCUGUCUGCUUCCUGUCUUAGCCUUUCUGAUUGGUUGCUGCCUGUGGGAAUGGGCCGCCAUCUGGGGAUGGGCAGAUGAGUAUGAGUGGUUUUAAUACUAGUCCUGCUCAGAGUAGAUUCAUUGAUGUUAAUAGACAUGACUAAGAUUCAUUAAUUCCAGUGGGUUUACUCUGAGUAGGACCUAGCUGAAUAUAUUUCUGGCCCAUUUUUUGUGUGGUCUCCCUUAUGUUUGUUCUGACUAGUUUCUGCAUUCACCUGUGAAUAUUUUUUUUGAGGGGGUGGAAGUCCCCAUUUAAAUAUGUAUUUAAAAUCACAUUUCAAAGGUCAUAUCUACAUCAUACAUUUGAAGUGCAUGGCAUCCUCCAAAGAAAAGAGUAGUUCAUCUCUCAGUUCCGAGCUGUCUUAACAAACUACAGUUCUUGGGAUACUUUGGUGAAAGCCAUGUGCUUGAAAUGUGUGAUGCCCAUGAUCAAAUCCACUUGAGAAUAAACUGUGAAAUCAAAUGGGUGUUUCUCCUUUUUGGCUUGCUUUCAAGCCAAGGAGGCAACACUCUGUUGCACUACAAUUUUUAAAAUAUUUUUAAGCUGCAUUCCUCUUCAUUGCAAUGGGUUUUCUUGUCCCUUGCACUUUAUUAUAAUAUGUAUAAUCAACCAAAGGGCCAAUGUAUUGUCAUUAUUUGUAUUUUGCCUUGCAGUUGCACUGUAGCUCAAUUCCCCCCCCAAAACACUUUUUAAAAAAAAUAAAGCUUUAUCAAAAUC